CACGUUCAAUUCAUAAACCUACCCUCCCUCGCCGUCGCCGUCCCGCCGCCGUCGUCGGUCUCCGGGAGAAUCAAUAUUAAAAUAGUGUCAUUCUUUCUGAAAAGUCAUGUGGAGAAUCAAGAACAUAGUUUUGGUGUUCAUUGCAUUAUGGGUAUUAUUGGAUUCUUCAUCUUCUUCAGUCUCUGCCUCUGUAACCUACGAUGGAAAAUCUCUAAUCAUCAAUGGCCAAAGAAGGAUUCUCAUUUCUGGUUCCAUUCAUUAUCCCAGAAGCACCCCUGAGAUGUGGCCGGAUCUUAUACAGAAGGCCAAGAAUGGAGGAUUGGAUGUUAUUCAGACUUACGUUUUUUGGAGUGGCCAUGAACCUUCACCUGGAAAAUAUAAUUUUGAAGGAAGAUAUGAUCUUGUGAAUUUCCUUAAAUUGAUUCAGCAAGCAGGACUUUAUGCCCAUCUUAGAAUUGGGCCCUACGUUUGUGCAGAAUGGAAUUUUGGGGGAUUCCCUGUUUGGCUCAAGUAUAUUCCUGGUAUUGAAUUUCGAACAGAUAAUGAGCCUUUCAAGGAUGCCAUGCAGAAGUUCACCGAAAAAAUUGUUCAGUUGAUGAAGUCGGAAAACUUAUUUCAAUCCCAAGGCGGACCGAUUAUUUUGUCGCAGAUUGAGAAUGAGUAUGGACCGAUAGAAUGGGAGAUUGGAGCGCCCGGGAAGGCUUACACGAAAUGGUUCUCGCAAAUGGCUCUUGGCCUUAAUACUGGGGUUCCAUGGGUCAUGUGCAAGCAAGAAACUGCUCCUGAUCCUUUUAUAGACACUUGUAAUGGUUUCUAUUGCGAGAAUUUCAAGCCCAAUAAGGCUAACAAACCGAAAAUGUUCACUGAGAAUUGGACCGGAUGGUACACUGCAUUUGGUGGUCCUGUUCCUUAUAGACCAGUGGAGGAUUUGGCUUAUUCAGUGGCAAGGUUUAUCCAAAAUAAUGGCUCUUUUGUCAACUACUAUAUGUACCAUGGAGGAACAAAUUUUGGUAGAACAUCGGCUGGGAUGUUCAUAGCGACAAGUUAUGAUUAUGACGCUCCCCUAGAUGAAUAUGGAUUGAUUAGGGAACCUAAAUGGAGUCAUUUGAGAAAUAUGCACAAAGCUAUCAAACAAGCUGAACCUGCUUUAAUCUCAGCUUAUCCAACUGUUAGUUGGCCUGGAAAAAAUUUGGAGGUUCAUGUUUUCCAAUCGAAAACAGCUUGUGCUGCGUUCCUUGCAAACUAUAAUCCGGAUACAUCAGCUACUGUUACAUUCUGGAAUAAACCGUAUAGUUUACCUGCUUGGUCUGUUAGCAUUCUCCCUGAUUGCAAGACCGAGGUUUUCAACACUGCCAAGGUUGUCAGCAAAAGUGGGGAGGCAAAGAUGGUUCCAGCUAGUGAUGUUUCGUUUUCAUGGCAAUCGUAUGUUGAGCAGACAGUUUCAGCCGAUGAUGGAGACACGCUCGCCAUGAAAGGGUUGAGGGAGCAAAUAAAUCUCACUCGAGAUUCAUCUGAUUAUUUAUGGUACUUGACAAAUGUGAAUAUAAGCCCUGACGAAGGAUUUCUGAAGAACAAACAAAAUCCUCAACUUACAAUCAUGUCAGCUGGCCAUGCUAUACAUGUAUUCAUCAAUGGGAAGGUUUCAGGCACGGUUUAUGGAUCAUUGGAAAAUACACGGGUGACAUUUAGCGACAGUGUGAACUUAGUUGCUGGUAUCAACAAGAUUUCUCUUUUGAGCGUCACUGUUGGUCUUCCUAAUGUUGGCUUGCAUUUUGAAAGAAAUAACACUGGAAUUCUUGGGCCGGUCACGCUUAAGGGUCUUAAUGAAGGGACAAGAGACUUGACACAACAACAAUGGUCUUAUAAGGUUGGAUUAAAAGGCGAAUCAUUAAGCUUGGACACGGUUAAUGGAGCGUCUUCUGUAGAAUGGAUAGAAGGAUCGUUGCUAGCACAGAAACAACCCUUGACAUGGUACAAGGCCACUUUUGACGAACCAACAGGGAACGAUCCAUUAGCGUUUGACAUGAAAACAAUGGGGAAAGGCGAAAUAUGGGUAAAUGGCCAAAGCAUUGGCCGACAUUGGCCUGCUAAUAUAGCUAGUGGAAACUGCGGCGAUUGUAAUUAUGCUGGCAUAUUUACCGACCACAAAUGUGGGAGAUAUUGCGGAGAGUCGUCUCAGAGAUGGUACCAUGUCCCUCGAGGAUGGCUGAAAUCGACGGGAAACCUGGUGGUGGUGCUUGAGGAAUGGGGUGGUGACCCAACUGGGAUAUCUUUAGUCAGAAGACAACUAUAAGAAAUUAAGACACUAUUAAACAUUGUUGUUUUGGUAAAGACCCCCAAUUGUAUAGUCUUCAAUCAAAACACAUUCAUGUAACUGGAAAUUGAAAAUUAAAUUAAUAAAUGAGCACAAACACAAACAAAAGU
This is a messenger RNA of Impatiens glandulifera, 2424 nucleotides long. RefSeq names its product beta-galactosidase-like. Gene Ontology annotation, biological process: carbohydrate metabolic process. Gene Ontology annotation, molecular function: beta-galactosidase activity. The transcript is spliced from 16 exons. The record is from RefSeq and is a predicted model, not a curated record. Lineage: Eukaryota; Viridiplantae; Streptophyta; Magnoliopsida; Ericales; Balsaminaceae. Gene Ontology annotation, cellular component: cell wall; vacuole. The coding region runs from base 107 to 2293 and encodes 728 amino acids.